Messenger RNA from Phalaenopsis equestris, 1812 nucleotides. RefSeq names its product oligouridylate-binding protein 1-like. NCBI's taxonomy places the organism in Eukaryota, Viridiplantae, Streptophyta, Magnoliopsida, Asparagales, Orchidaceae. Gene Ontology annotation, molecular function: mRNA binding. Bases 315 to 1580 code for a protein of 421 amino acids. The record is from RefSeq and is a predicted model, not a curated record. The transcript is spliced from 12 exons.
CCAUCUUCAAACACUUUGCUCAUCACAUUCCCCACAGUAUUAGAUCAAGCCAUCCGACUUACAGUACAAAUAGUCGACUUCCAGAGUUUUCGAACCCCCUUCCAUGCGAACUCUCAGCAGUGGCUGCUCGAGAAUUGUUUCUUUUUCUCUUUAACUACUGAUUUUCUACUCUGCAAUUUCCUUUCCUUUUCUCUCCUGGCCCUUCUCCCAUCUCUCCGUCAUCACUGCUACAUAAACCCUAAUCCUCGGAGUUCGUCCGUUUCAAUCGGAGUAGCUUUCUUGGGAUCCUCUUGAGGAGUUCUAGGCCGGGAAUAAUGCAGCAGCAGCGGCUAAAGCAGCAGGCUUUGAUGCAGCAGGCACUCCUCCAGCAGCAGCAAUCCCUCUACCCUCAUCCGGGACUCUUAGCUCAUCCCCAGAUAGAGCCGAUUCCAAGUGGAAAUCUUCCUCCUGGAUUUGAUUCAAGUACAUGCCGCAGUGUCUAUGUUGGAAAUAUUCAUAGUCAAGUUACUGAAGCGCUCCUUCAAGAGGUUUUCCAAAGUACUGGUCCUGUUGAGGGAUGCAAGCUUAUCAGGAAGGAUAAGUCCUCUUAUGGGUUUGUUGACUACUUUGAUCGUCGCUCGGCUGCACUUGCUAUUCUUACCCUAAAUGGAAGGCAUCUGUUCAGUCAACCAAUAAAAGUUAAUUGGGCAUAUGCUAGUACUCAGAGAGAAGACACUACAGGUCAUUUCAAUAUAUUUGUUGGUGAUCUUAGUCCUGAGGUUACAGAUGCUGCGUUGUAUGCCUGCUUCUCAGUGUAUUCCACCAUCUCUGAUGCGAGGGUUAUGUGGGAUCCAAAAACUGGCCGCUCAAGGGGGUUUGGCUUUGUGUCUUUUAGGAAUCAACAGGAUGCACAAAGUGCGAUCAAUGAUUUAACCGGUAAAUGGUUAAGCAACAGGCAAAUUCGAUGCAAUUGGGCAACAAAGGGUGCUGGCACUAGUGAAGACAAACAAUUCUUAGAUUCCAAGAGUGGCGUGGAGAUGACAAAUGGUUCAACAGUGGAAGAUGGCUUGGAUAGUGCAAAAGAGGAGGCUCCGGAGAACAACCCACAGUACACCACAGUUUACGUUGGAAACCUUUCUCCAGAGGUUACCCAAGUCGACCUUCAUAGGCUCUUUCACGCCCUCGGUGCUGGGCAGAUCGAGGAAGUUCGCAUUCAACGUGAGAAGGGUUUUGGUUUCGUUCGUUAUGGCACUCACUCGGAAGCCGCUCUCGCUAUCCAGAUGUCCAAUGGUCGGAUUCUCGGUGGAAAGCCAAUUAAGUGUUCAUGGGGAAGCAAGCCCACCCCACCUGGAUUAGCCUCCAAACCCUUACCGCCUCCCGCUGCAGUCCCCUUUCCGACGCUGUCGGCGGCCGACUUACUUUCAUACGAACGGGCUUUGGCCCUUGGUAAGAUGGGUAUAGGGUCGGCACUAAUGCCGGUUCAGGCAAACACAGUCCUGAAGCAGGCGGGCCUCCCUUUAGGUGCCGGAGCUAGCCAGGCUAUUUAUGAUGCUGGGUUUCAGAAUAUGGGUGGUCCUGCUCAGGGUCAGCAUUUCUACUGAUAAAAAGCUUAGGGAUUAACACAAUUCUGUUGCCUGCCACCUGCCUUUGCAGCUCUGCUCUUGGUUGUCUUUCUUUUGUAUUUUUUUUUUCUUUCAUACCCGUUAGUAUUGUAAUGGUAAGUUGGGCCGUCUCCUUUUACGAUUUUAUGGAUUGUUUUUAAAAUAUAUGUGAUCAGUAUUUGGUUAUUUUUAUGUUACAAGUUAAUGGUAAGGGUCCAUGUUAUGAAAGGGA